Molecule: messenger RNA, 1690 nt
Organism: Aspergillus campestris IBT 28561
Lineage: Eukaryota; Fungi; Ascomycota; Eurotiomycetes; Eurotiales; Aspergillaceae
Product: Gfo/Idh/MocA family protein
Exons: 3
Coding region: 278-1522 (414 amino acids)
Molecular function (GO): nucleotide binding
Source: RefSeq, a predicted model, not a curated record
AUUUGACUCAGCAAUGCUAGCCUUGCGUUCGACUACUAAUGGGCGUCUUGUCCUUUUAUUGCCGUUGUUUGGGCGUUGGACCAGAUCUUAAUGCUUGUCUCAACUUAGCUUUCGCCUUUUUUUCCACAUUCUCCUCUUUCUCUUGCUUCUCCUCUUUCUCUUGCUUCUCCUCUUUCUCUUGCUUCUCCUCUUUCUCCACCACUCCCCCUCUUGCUUCGCCCCCCUCUUUCUUCGCUCCUUCAAUCCUUCCACAAAUCCACUGAAAAAUUCCUGAACAAUGGCAUCUCUGGGCUCCAUGGUCGGUCGCAUUUACCAGGCGUUCAGCCCGUCCCAGCUACCACCGAAGAAAAGCGAUGCCCUCAAAUUUGGCAUCCUGGGAGCUGCGAACAUUGCUCCAAUGGCCCUGAUCACGCCCUCCAAAUCGCACCCCGAAGUCAUCAUUCAGGCGGUGUCGGCUCGCGAUCGGAAGAAGGCGGAAGAGUUCGCCAAAGCCAAUUCCAUCCCAGAAGUCAGAGAUUCCUACGAGGAAAUUCUCAACGACCCCAACAUCGACUGCGUGUUCAUCCCGCUCCCGAACGCGCUCCAUUAUGAAUGGGCCGUCCGCGCCGUUCGCGCCGGCAAACACGUGCUGGUGGAGAAGCCAUCCGUGUCCAAUUCGACCGAAGCGGAAGUUCUCUUCAACCUGCCAGAACUGUCGCAGCCCAACGGACCCGUCCUGCUGGAGGCCUUCCACAGCCGCUUCUUCCCGGCGUGGUCCUUAUUCCGCUCCCUCAUCGACCACAACCAGGUCGAGCACGUCAAUGCCUUCUCCAUGAUCCCCUGGUGGGGCACCAGCAAGGACGACAUCCACUUCAACUACCCGCUAUCCGGCGGCAGCAUCAUGGCGAUGGGCACGUACAACAUGGCCGCGCUGCGGAUGGCGCUGGGCGCCGAGCCAGAGGAGUGCCUCAGCUGCGACGUGCACUCCUACACGGACGGCAUCCACGACAAGUGCGACUACGACUUCCACGCCAAGUUCCGCUUCCCCAACGGGGCUAUCGGCGAGGCGUCCACCACGCUGAAGGGUCCCACCUACUGGACCCCAUCGUACCUCACCGUCACCCAGAAGGAGGUCGUCGUCCCCGACUCGACGCUCCCGGCGUCGCAGACGAAGCUGCUGAAGCGCAAGCUGACCCUCCACGGCUUCGUCCACGGCAUCUUCUGGCACCGCAUUGACAUCCACGACGAGCACCACAUCCGCGACAACGGGUCCGGCAAGGUCGUCCGUCGCUGGGAGACCACUGAAAACCGCAAGGCUUACACCUUCAAGGAAGCCGGCGGCGAGUUCGCCGAUCUCCCGGGCGAGCCGUUCUGGAUGUCGUAUCGGCAUCAGCUGGAGCAGUUCGUGAAUAAGGUCAAGGGCCGCGAGACUCAACACUGGAUUAGUGGCGAGGACUCCAUCGCGCAGAUGAAGAUGAUCGAUAUGGCGUAUGAAAAGAGUGGCCUUGGCCCUCGACCUACUAGCUCGUUCCAUGGCAAAUAAUAAUUCAGCGAUGUGCUUGGGGUUGCGAUAUUUGUUUCUUUCUCUCCACUCAAUUACCUUUCUCUUCUCUCCAUUACAUUUCGGAUCGGGGUUUGCCGCAGUUUGUACCUAGUGCUUAGAAUAUUGCCUUUGUUGGCGUCAUCGAAUUUGCCUUUGCCCAGAAUAACG